This is a messenger RNA of Oncorhynchus kisutch (coho salmon), 5634 nucleotides long. It is a transcript of the gene mtmr1a, whose product is annotated as myotubularin related protein 1a. Bases 2562 to 4337 code for a protein of 591 amino acids. Gene Ontology annotation, biological process: phosphatidylinositol dephosphorylation. Gene Ontology annotation, cellular component: cytoplasm; membrane. The record is from RefSeq and is a predicted model, not a curated record. The transcript has 15 exons. Lineage: Eukaryota; Metazoa; Chordata; Actinopteri; Salmoniformes; Salmonidae. Gene Ontology annotation, molecular function: phosphatidylinositol-3,5-bisphosphate 3-phosphatase activity; phosphatidylinositol-3-phosphate phosphatase activity.
UCCUACAGGUUCUCAUGUGGAGUGGUGUAAGCAGCUGAUAGCAGCCACCAUCUCCAGCCAGAUAUCAUCCGUAACCCCAGACACUGCAUCCAGAGACUUCAAGGUUGGGAGAAGGACAGAUCUCCCAAGGGUAAGGUUAACCAUAGCAGCAGCAGUGUUGCUUGUGUGUGUGCGCUUACACGCUCUAUGUACCCUGGGUCGAGUGAUUUGGGUAGUCUUCCAUAUGCUGAGUCUUUUCUAUAGCAACUGACGUAGUCAUGCAAUGUCAUUCUCUUUGCAAAGGCCACAGUCAACCUUUUGUCUGUCGCUCUCUUUGCACCAUUCAGAAAGCAUUAUUUUAGUCAUUUUAGUUUCUGAAUUGAUGUUAUAGCUUUUGUGUUCAGCGGGUCAAUGCUUCUCUCGCCGUCUGCUGCAGCUUUGCCUUCCGGUGAUACAACAAUGUUCAGGGGUCUUCUAGGCCUAUCCUUUAGCUCUGUGUGUUUUGUGUAUGUGAGUGUUAACCCGGAGAGUGUGUGUGUGUAGUAACUUGGUGUGUGCGGUUGUCUGUAACCAACAGGUGUCCAAGAGGCCUGUUCUCAGGGUAAGAUUUGAAGACUGGUGGCGUCCACCCAACAGCCUUUUUAACAUUCCUAGGUUACCUUAGUACUUGACAACCUGUCAAGGAGUGUGUAAACUACAGCGCAGUGUGUUUCUUUGUGAUUACCUAUAUAUCGUUUAUUUGUGAUGUUCAUAGAACCCUGGUUUCGUCAGUAGCCUCCGGUAGCCACUAGAUAUGGUUGUAAUAAACAGAGCAGUUUCUGUUUACUUCCUACAAAUGUGGCUCUAUCAUUUCUAAAUCAAACUGGGGGGAAAAUAAUAGAAUCAAUAACCAGGUUUCCAUCCAACCUUUUUAUUAGAGUAAGGUAAAUGCCGGAUAAAAAAUGUCAUGACAGGCCUGAUGGAAACAGCAAAUUUGUCGCUUAACUUUCCAAAUGUCAACAAAAUAUUUUUGUGUCGGUAAAAUGUAUUAUGUGUGGAAUCACCUUCAUGCGCAAAUAUUGAUAUAAUAACCAUCAUAUCGAAGUGAACUUGGAGUCACAUGAUAAUGUGUUGUGGUCCUCCCACUACGACUCGUGAAAGCGUGCAGUUUAUUAAGGCUGCAGAUGAAAUAAGUUACUUCCCCGGGUGGUGAAAGUGCACAGUGAUGAGCUUGAUGCUCCUUUCCAAUAACUAUAGAGGGUUUUAUUCUGGUGACAUGAUGAUAGAUGCUUGACUGCCGUUUGACAAAUAAAAAUAAUCUCGCUCUUUUGUCCAUAAUAAUCUUAUCGUGAAGUAGGCUAUACCCACACUGUGUCUGUGAGCUGUUGGCUAGAGCACACGUGGCAAUACCAGAGGACACACUCUCGCUGUAUAACGCAACAAUUUGUGUGGCAAAACCAUCAGUGGAAUUUAGUGGGCUCCCGAGUGGCGCAGCAGUCUAAGGCACUGCAUCUCAAUGCUAGAGGCGGCACUACAGACCUUGGUUUGAUUCCAGGCUGUAUCACAACCGGCUGCGAUUGGGAGUCCCAUAGGGCGGUGCACAAUUGGCCCAGCGUCCUCCGGGGUAGGGUUUGGCCGGGGUAGGCCGUCAUUGUAAAUAAGAAUUUGUUCUUAACUGAUUUGCCUAGUUAAACAAGUCAAUUUGAUGAAAGCACCUCUCUGGUGGGAAAAUGUACAUAUUGCUUUAUGCAGAUUUUGGAUGGAAACCAGGCUAAUGAUGAUGUUAUUUUAUACACAGAAGAUCCUACAAACCCAUUAACUGAUGAUCUUCUCAACUUCUCUAUACCAUUUCUGAUGCAUUUGUCAUUUCCAACCAUACUUCCUACAUAUUGGAAUGCUGUCAAAAGUACUGUCAGACUGAUUUGCAAUAUACUAAACAUUAGCCGUUGAUUACAUCACCUUUUUUUCCCAUAGCGAGGUUGUGGCUUUGCUCCCUUCUUCACUUCCUUUUAGAACUCUACUGACUAACUAUUCUAAUUUCUCCACAGUGCUUCACGUCCGUGACCUCAAAGACCCUUUUAUCAACCUCUCUGCCACUUCUGCAUUCUCUCUUUCUCUCACGUUCUCUCUCUCAUUUUCUCUUUCCUCAUUAUCUCUCUUGUUCUCUCACGAUAACUUGCAACUGUAAGAUAAUUAACUCUUCCCUUCGCUCUCUCUUUCUCUGCUUCCACGCUUGCCUUGCCUCCCAUCUUGGUCCAGGACUUUAUGGAAAGGGGACAUUGUUACCAAGGCGAUAGUGACUCUGCGCUUCCCCCCCACGCUUUGGCAAGUUUCGCUCUCUGUCCAUCACUCCCUCCAUCCCUCUCUCCUGCCCCUUCGGCCACCCCUGUUCCUUAUCUACUGCUGCCCCUUUCCCUAUUCCUCUGCCUCUUUCGCUCUCUCUCUUUUCCCCCCGCUCUCUCCAUUCCUUCUCUUCCACCUACAACCUUCGUUUCAUUCUCCUUCUGCCUCCCCCUCUCUUUGGCUGUGUAGCUGUAGCUCGGACAGUGAGAAAUGGUUCUGCUUAGAACCCGAUGUUCUGUUGAGAGUUCUAGAUCUCUGAGAUGGCUCUAUGGUUCUAUGUUCUAGGCUCUCAGAGACGGAACCAAGCAGGUCCAGAUGGACGAAGUUCCACUGGUUCCGGGAGAGACCAUCAAGGCUCCAAGGAUGUGAUGUACAUCUGUCCCUUCACUGGCUUGGUGACAGGAACCCUCACCAGCACUGACUAUAAACUAUACUUUAUCAGCCUGGAGAGGGAUACUCCCUUCAUCCUGGAUGUGAACCUGGGUGCGAUCAGUCGUCUCGAGACCAUCAGUGUCCAGAGUCAUGGAGAGAACACACAGGGCAUGGAGAUAGUCUGUAAGGACAUGCGUAGUCCCCGGUUUGCCUAUAAGAAGGAGGACGCCAGCCAACCAGAGAUAGUGGAGGUUCUAACAAAACACACCUUCCCCCUAUCAAAUGGCCUGCCCUUGUUUGCCUUCCUGUAUAAGGAGAAGUUUCUUGUGGACGGAUGGAAGGUGUACGAUCCCAUAUCUGAGUACAAGAGACAGGGUCUUCCCAACGAGAGUUGGGCCAUCAGUAAGAUGAACAGUAGUUAUGAGGUGUGUGACACCUACCCUGCCCUGCUGGUCAUCCCCACUAGCAUCAAGGACGAUGACCUCAAACGAGUUGUGGCCUUCAGGGCCAGGCACCGCAUACCGGUAUUGUCAUGGAUCCACCCGGAGAGCCAGGCCACUAUAGUCCGUAGCAGUCAGCCUUUAGUGGGACCCUCUGACCGGCGCUGUAAGGAGGACGAAAGAUACCUCCAGACCAUCAUGGAUGCUAACGCACAGUCUCACAAACUCACCAUAUUUGACGCCCGACAGAGCAGCGUGGCAGACAACAACAAGGCUAAGGAUGGUGGUUAUGAGAGUGAGAGUUUCUAUCCCAACGUGGAACUCAACUUCCUGGAGAUCCCCAACAUCCACGUAAUGAGGGAGUCACUGAGGAAACUGAAAGAAGUGGUCUACCCUAGUACAGAUGAGGCUCACUGGCACUCUGCAGUCGACCAGACACACUGGCUAGAGUACAUGCGGGUUCUCCUUGCGGGUGCAGUGCGUAUAGCUGACAAGCUGGAGUCUGGUAAAACCUCUGUGGUGGUCCACUGUAGUGAUGGGUGGGACCGGACAGCCCAGCUCACCUCUCUGGCCAUGCUGAUGCUGGACAGCCACUACCGCACCCUCAGGGGCUUCCAGGUACUGCUGGAGAAGGAGUGGAUCAGCUUCGGACACAAGUUCGCCGCGCGUGUGGGCCAUGGGGAUGAGAACCAUGCCAACUCGGAGAGAUCACCUCUCUUCAUCCAAUUUAUAGACUGUGUCUGGCAGAUGACCCGACAGUUCCCUGCAGCAUUUGAGUUCAAUGAGUUGUUCCUAAUCACCAUUCUGGACCACCUCUACAGCUGCCUCUUUGGUACGUUCCUCUACAACAGCGAACAGGAGAGAGUCGUCAAUGAAGUCCAGACCAAGACAGUCUCUUUAUGGUCCUACAUCAACAGUCAACCAGAGGACUUCACCAACCCGUUCUAUGUGGACUAUGAGCACCACGUCCUGUACCCACUGGCUAGUGUUCGACACCUGGAGCUGUGGACCGGGUAUUACGUGCGAUGGAACCCCCGUAUGAGGCCGCAGAUGCCAGUGCACCAGAACCUGAAGGAGUUGUUGUUCCUGAAAGCUGAGUUACAGAGGAAGGUUGAAGAGUUACAGAGAGAAGCAUCUUCAUCACACGGCUCUCUUUCCUCUUCAUCAGAACACACAUCAUCACCCUCACACAGCGGGGGCACGCCCCUACACACCACCGUCUGAAUACACACACAUACCCCUACCAACACAUUUGUCUUUGUAUUCCCCUAUUUUUCCACAAGUGUUUUUAUCAUAGAGAAAAUAAGUACACACUUGUAACAAAGUUUCGUUCUUGGUUGUAUUCAAAUAAGAGAAAAGAUAUAGGGUAAUGUAAUUGUUGAAAGAAAUAUUACAGUAUUGAGAGAAAUGCACCAUAAUAUUUUGUUGAACGUUGAAAGUGUAAAUAUAAAUAGAUGUAACUAAUAUAUUUAUACCUACCAAAAGUAUACUCUUUACAAAUGACAACAAUUUCUAAUUGAAUUGAAUUCAUAUUUCUAAACUAUCAAUAGCACUUCUUAACUGCCACAUUCCAGUAAACAUGUAUUAUCAACUCAAUGGCAGCCUAUUCCCUAUAGGUCCCGGUCAAAAGUAGUGCACUAUGACGGGAAUAGGGUGCCAUUUGGAGUGUAGACUGAAUAAGAUCUCUAUCUCUCUGAACUAACUUAACCUGAUCCAGCUGUGCCAUAACUAUUCCUCUGUAAUAUAAUGUGCCCCCCCUCUUCCUGUCCGUCCGUUUAAUGUGGAGGUUUACCUUUUUGUGUAUGUUGUGUUCCUAUCAACACGUUCCAUUGAAAGUCUCUGUGCACGUGUUUUUUUUACGUCAUUUUUUUCCUAUUCAAUGUGUGUUUAAUUUCUAUGCAAUGGUGAUAUCCAUAUGAUCUGUAUUAUAUCUUGUAUUCUUGUUAUCUUUGGUAUUCCUUUGUGACUUUUCUUUCGUUGUGCUGACUUUUCUUUCAUUGUGGUGACGCCAAAUCCUUAUUUUAGGUUACCAUUUACACCGAGAUGCUCUCCUUGCCCUCUGCCGACGUUAAUCAAUGGUAAUGUGGUCUGAGCUCAUAUCCCCUUUGUGGCUUUGAAGACACACUUCAGCAAUACUGACAUCCUGUGAUACCAAUAUCCUUUUCCUUGAGGAUUAGAUAAAUGAUAUUGAAGUCUAACUAACCUUAAUGUCUUCGAUAUUGUGUAUGGUUCCUACUGUAUAUGGUGGUUGUAACUGUUUCUAGUUUCAUGUGAUUGGUUAUAACCACUGUUUCCUGUGUCAAGUUUAUGUUCUCAUUACUGUGCUGCAACUUCAUUGAUCUUUUCUGUGGUAAAUGUGAUUAUUUUCCAAUUAUUGUAACCUAUUGUUUUUCUCUUAGUUAUUUUUGGGGGGUUGACAUGGUCAAAUAACUCAAGAAUAGAUUGGUAACAAAUGUUCUAAUUUGGCACACAAAACCUAGAGGCCAUGAGUAACUUAAUAAAUAAAACUUGUCACCAACUG